AUGGCCCACGACGAGCAGAAUCAUUGCAACAUCGGUGACCGAGUUCGAUUGGAGCCAUCGAGGCCUUUGAGCAAGCGCAAGCAUUGGGUUGUUGCCGAAAUCAUCACAAAAGCACGCAUUUAUGAGCCUAUUUUACCUAAUUUUGUUUGCGUUUCUUGCCAUUACCAACCACAAGACUCACUUCUUUCCAGAUCCUACUCUUCCGCUAUCUUGAGACUUUCUCUUGGUGAGUCUCCUUUACCCAUGGAUUUGGGGACAACAUCUACUUCCAAAAAGGUCCGGCGAGAGAGAACCCCAGGACGCUAUAAGGGCGUUCGAAUGAGGGCUUGGGGUAAGUGGGUUUCUGAAAUCAGGCUUCCAAAGUCGGGAGACAGGAUAUGGUUGGGCUCUUAUGAUGCCCCAGACAAGGCAGCUCGGGCCCAUGAUGCUGCUGCGUAUUGCAUUCAUGGUGAACGUGCAGAGUUCAAUUUUCCAAAGAAUAGAAGGCCAGUGCUCUCUAAGGGCUCGACAGUUUCCUUGUCCAAGAAGGAUAUACAGACUAUUGCAACAGAUUUUUCUUCAGCUGAUGUAUCAGAGUCUACUCCAGUGUCGUCUACAAUGACAACCCAGGUUCCAUCUGAUAAACCAGCUUCUCCAAAUUUACUGGUUUCUAAGGGUAUGGCAAGUGCAUAUGAAGUGGAUAGUGGUUCAUUUGCCCCAAGUUGCGCUACUGGAGAAGCUGUUGCUUCACUAGAAAAUAUACAAUUGGAUGAUUUCCUCAUGCUAGAUACAGACUGGAUAGCUGAUUUUUAUUAG
Messenger RNA from Prunus armeniaca (apricot), 795 nucleotides. The record is from the annotation of a GenBank genome assembly. NCBI's taxonomy places the organism in Eukaryota, Viridiplantae, Streptophyta, Magnoliopsida, Rosales, Rosaceae.